GGCUGUGCAAAUUACAGUAAAGAGAAGGUGUAGUCUGUUUUCUGAAGAACUUCAGUAGGGAUGCCUUCUGUGCUGCAUUCGUUCCUUUUGUGGAUUCUGCUGAGGGUUUCCAUAAGCCAGGGUUAUGUGGGCAAUGCCCAGGAUCUCACUCCAGGCUUUGGAAAUAUAUUGCCCUCUGCUUCCCAUCCUGCCAAUGCUAGCCAAAAGUUCUAUGGUAUCAUGUUUGAUGCUGGGAGCACUGGAACUCGUGUUCAUAUUUACAGUUUCAUACAGAAAGACCCAGAUGGAUUACCCAUUUUGGAUAAUGAAAUAUUUGAUUCAGUCAAACCAGGCUUGUCUGCUUAUGCUGACAUGCCUGAAAAUGCAAGACUUCCAGUAAAGCAGUUGCUGGAGGUUGCUAAGAGUGCUGUGCCUCAUACUCAGUGGAAACAAACCCCACUAAUGCUGAAGGCUACAGCAGGACUGAGAAUGCUGCCAUCUGCCAAAGCUCAUGCACUGUUAGAGCAGGUUCAAGAUGUGUUUGAUGAAUCUCCAUUCACUGUACCUACUAACAGUGUUAGCAUAAUGGAUGGAACAAGUGAAGGGAUCUUGGCCUGGGUGACUCUAAACUUUUUGUCAGGUCAUCUUCAUCCCAGCACUAAAAAUUCUGUUGGAAUUUUGGAUUUGGGUGGAGGGUCAACUCAAAUCACCUUCCUUCCCAGGUCAAAGGAAACAGUUGAAAAAGCUCCUGCUGAUUACAUAGCAAGAUUCAGUAUGUUUAACGCAACCUAUAAGUUAUAUACUCACAGCUACCCAAAGAAUGGACUUAAAGCAGCUCAACUUGCAGCUCUUGGUGCUUUAGGAUCAAAAGAUCUGGAUAGGAAGAUUUUCCAAAGCUCUUGUCUGCCCAAGACAUACAAAGGCAAAAUUAGCUUUGGAGAGUUGACAUACAAAGUCAGUGGAGAUCCAGAAGGUUCUACUGGAUACAAAAGCUGUUACCAAGAGAUGCUAAAGGUUGUAAAGGGCAUCAUACAACAGCCGAAUGAGCUGGAAAAUAGCUCAGUGUUUUAUGCCUUCUCCUACUAUUUUGAUCAUGCUGUUGAGGCAGGCCUCAUAGAUGCAGCUAGAGGCGGGGCUGUGCAGGUGCGGGACUUUAGGAAAAGAUCUAAAGAGGCUUGCGACACAGAGUCUAUGCAUAAUUCAGACAAUCCCUUCCUGUGUAUGGAUCUUACAUAUAUAACCUGUCUUCUGAAGGAUGGUUAUGGCUUCAAGGAAAGCACAGUUCUGCAGCUGACCAAGAAGUUGAAUAAAGUGGAAACCAGCUGGGCUUUGGGGGCCACAAUCAGUUACUUUCAACACUUUAAAAUUGUGUGAGGCAAAAGGAAGCCGCCUUAUCCAGAGCAGUGACCGAACCAGCUGAAUUUAGCUCAACCAGUGGACUUCUGGUGACCCUCUGGUAAAUGAAACAAUGUGUGAUUUGGCUCUCUGUGACAAGUGAAUUCAGAAAGUAUUUAGACCUCUAGACUUUCUGAAUACUUUGCAUUGUGGAUUUGAUUUGAAAUAGUGUUAACCGUGGUCAGUUGCUUGUGUAGAAGGACAAAAUGACCAUGCAUGUUAAUUUGCUAAAACUGCUAUGAACUUGAAACUGGUGAAUAUAACUGGUUACCAUUAUGAACUGGGAAUGGGUGUGUCAUUGUUUUAGACUUAUUGUCCUAACCAGUGGUCCAUUGUAUCUUCUUGUAAAACUAUAUUUGAGGUUUUGAUGUAUUUGGUCACAUAAUUAAGGAUGUUUUAAUGCAGGGGUUGUUUAAUGCAGAUACAGGACUAGUUUUAUUAUAUACAGUGGUGCAUUGCUGCCAAUUAAAAAAUAUAUAAUAUUCAGUGUGCUGUUAAAACAACAUACUUUUUGGUUAAAAUGGCAUCAUUUUAAAUUUUAUUACAAUUUUUACAUUUUAUUUAAAAUAAAAAAUUGUCAUUUGUCAAACUACUGGGUUAAACGGGUAGUUGCUGCUUUACAUGCAGUGUCAGGAAACAACUAUUCAACCACUCUUAUUUUUGUUAUACUUA
This is a messenger RNA of Trichomycterus rosablanca, 2046 nucleotides long. RefSeq names its product ectonucleoside triphosphate diphosphohydrolase 5b (gene entpd5b). The transcript is spliced from 14 exons. Gene Ontology annotation, molecular function: hydrolase activity. The record is from RefSeq and is a predicted model, not a curated record. NCBI's taxonomy places the organism in Eukaryota, Metazoa, Chordata, Actinopteri, Siluriformes, Trichomycteridae. Bases 61 to 1353 code for a protein of 430 amino acids.